This is a messenger RNA of Exophiala oligosperma, 443 nucleotides long. RefSeq lists its product as uncharacterized. The transcript is spliced from 3 exons. The record is from RefSeq and is a predicted model, not a curated record. NCBI's taxonomy places the organism in Eukaryota, Fungi, Ascomycota, Eurotiomycetes, Chaetothyriales, Herpotrichiellaceae. The coding region runs from base 84 to 443 and encodes 119 amino acids.
CAACAUACACUUAGAAAAUCUUGUCCUCUUCCACUACUUACAACUCCAAGCAAACAAAAAAAACCAUCCAUAAAAGAAUAGCCAUGUCCCGCAUCGCCCUCGCAACGUCCAUCGCGCACGUUGGAGUCGCCAUCGGGCACACCGCUUUUGGUUUGGACAUUUUCUCUCGGGCUCAAUGGUCUACCCUCCCCAGACUUCUCUUCGCCUACGCCCGGGUCGGUUGGUACCAAGGUUCCAUAUUGUUCACUAUUGCAGGACUACACACGUAUCAAAUGUCGCAACGUGACCCCUCAACCUGGACUACAGUUGAGCGGGCCAUCGCUGGCAUCUUGAUUGCGCUGUACUGGGCGAGCAGUGCAUGGUAUUUCAAACACGGGGACAAACCGACUGGCUUGCUUACAGCUGUCGUCGGCGCAAUGCAAGCCCUGACAUUGGCACAGUAA